Molecule: messenger RNA, 1110 nt
Organism: Paralichthys olivaceus (Japanese flounder)
Lineage: Eukaryota; Metazoa; Chordata; Actinopteri; Pleuronectiformes; Paralichthyidae
Gene: rrh
Product: retinal pigment epithelium-derived rhodopsin homolog
Biological process (GO): visual perception; cellular response to light stimulus; G protein-coupled receptor signaling pathway
Cellular component (GO): photoreceptor outer segment; plasma membrane
Molecular function (GO): G protein-coupled photoreceptor activity
Source: RefSeq, a predicted model, not a curated record
AUGGGGAUUAACUCUGGAGUUAACAUUUCAGAUGAUGUUGCACUUUAUGGGGGAAAAAGUGCCUUUACUCAAAUAGAGCACAACAUUGUGGCUGGAUAUCUUAUUACUGCAGGAGUCAUCAGUUUAACAAGCAACAUCGUGGUGCUGCUCAUGUUUGUGAAGUUCAGGGAGCUCCGCACGGCCACCAACUUCAUUAUAAUCAACCUGGCUUUUACUGACAUUGGAGUGGCUGGUAUCGGCUAUCCCAUGUCAGCUGCCUCAGACAUCCACGGCAGCUGGAAAUUCGGCUACACCGGUUGUCAGAUCUAUGCAGCUCUUAACAUCUUCUUUGGCAUGGCCAGUAUUGGCCUGUUGACUGUGGUGGCCGUCGACCGCUAUCUCACCAUCUGCAGACCAGACAUAGGGCAGAAAAUGACGAUGCGAUCAUACAACCUUCUCAUUCUGGCAGCAUGGCUGAAUGCUGUGUUCUGGUCCUCCAUGCCCAUAGUGGGAUGGGCUGGAUAUGCCCCUGACCCCACUGGAGCUACAUGCACCAUCAACUGGAGACAGAAUGAUGCCUCCUUCAUCUCCUACACUAUGGCAGUGAUCGUCGUGAACUUUGUGUUGCCUCUGUCUGUCAUGUUUUACUGCUACUACAACGUGUCAGCCACUGUGCAGAGAUACAAAGCUGGCAACUGCCUGGACAGCAUCAACAUCGACUGGUCGGAUCAGAUGGAUGUCACCAAGAUGUCCAUAGUGAUGAUUGUCAUGUUCCUGGUGGCCUGGUCUCCCUACUCCAUCGUGUGCCUCUGGGCAUCAUUUGGUGACCCCAAGACCAUACCUGCCGCGAUGGCCAUCAUCGCUCCACUGUUUGCCAAAUCCUCCACUUUUUACAACCCCUGCAUUUAUGUCAUUGCCAACAAAAAGUUCAGAAGAGCCAUAAUAGGGAUGGUCCGAUGUCAAACCAGGCAGCGAGUCACCAUCAAUACCCAGGUUCCCAUGACAACCUCCCAACAACCUCUGACCCAGUGAGGUGACAUUGCCUCAGUAUGACUCUGUAAUAAUAUACCCUGACAUUGAAUCACUGUUUUUCUUUCUGUUGGAGCUAUUUGUUGCUGUUGGACGUUGUAA